AUGCUGUUGCAACGUUUCGAAGCAGUUUCUGAACGAUUUAGGAAUUUCGGUGGCUCUAUUUAAUUUUUUUAACAGGUAAUUCAGCUUUCAGGGCGUUCUAUUCUCACUCAGCAACUUUCUGGUCAUGACUUCGUUCCCAAUGCACAGUUCUCUAUUUCAACAACCCUUUUCUUUUCCUUGACUUUCAUCGCAUUAUCUGCUUUCGUCUAUGCUGCGAAUUCUGAAGGUAAGAAGUCCCAAAAUAGGAAAAAAAAGGAAACUUUACAGUCGUGGAAUACGUUAUUCGCUACGAUAAUUCCUCGAAACCUCAAGCUUCGAUCGAAAUUCAGAUAGAUACACACGUACCAGUAUGUUACAAAAAACGUUUUGAAAAAAAAAAUCGUCGUUCAGCCGCCAGUCCUUUUUUUCUACAAGUUGCAGAACUUCCCGAGAAACCAUCGAAGAAUGCAGCACAGUGUGUGUUAUCGACAACUCAUAGGAGAAGAUAGUUCCAUGUGUGAAACGGUAAUUUAACCUUUCAGGAUUUCAAAGAGAAAUAUUCAACUUGAGCCAAGACUUCGUUACCGCAUGAAUAAAUAUUUUUGUGCUUCUGCAAUCAACGUGAGCUGUCCGGAAUGGCUUCCGAUGUGCGCGGCAGUCCCUCGAUGCACCAAAUAUUUUGCGCCAAUGGGUGCUGUUGCAGCUUCGAUGUUUAACGGUACUUUUUGCUACUUUUGUUUUUAGUCAACUUUUAGAAAAAUUAAUCAAAUCUAACAAGGAUCGCAUAAUUCAAAAAAAUUCGUAAUAAGUUAAAAAUAAGAUCAAGAAAAAAAGGCUAGAAAAAAAUCAGUUCAUACAAAGAAGUUUCGAUAAAGUGAAACUAACUAUCCCAAUAAUUUUGAAAAUGGAAGUGCUAAAUCAAAAAAAUUUCGAGUUUUUUUAUUUUGCUACCAGCAUAGAUUGUUGUCAUGGAAAUCGCAAUAAAAAAACCGAGUUCGAAAAAUUCAAUAAAAAAACGAAAAAAAUUAAAUUAUCUCUCAGCAUUGGGCAAAACUGUAGAAAUCAAAAACUUUUUCUUUUUGAAGACGAAACGUUUGAAAAACAUAAAAACAUUUUUUUCCAAUCAAACAAGGAAAAAUAAUCGUAGAAAAAAAUAUUUCUCUUGGCAUUGAAGGAGAAAAAUAAAUAAUUAAAAAAAUUGCGAUAUAAAAAAAUUAAUCUAUUGUGUUUUUUUAAUCAAACCAAAAUUCAAGCUGCAAUAAACUAUUAUAUUUUUAGAUAAGAAUCAGCUGUUUUUUUCCACGAACUUUGAUUGUUGCAGACACUUUUCACCUAGAACACAGCAGUUUUGGAGGAGUACCUUUUACAACCGCAGGAAUUGUUUCUGAAGAAGAAAUGAGAAUGUACGCGGAAUCGCCUACUUCAAACAGCAAGAAACUGUGUGACCACGCUAUGGUGAUCAACUUUUGGGAGUCGUCAUAGUUCAAGUUCCAGUUUCAAAACACAAUCAAGCCGGAAAGUUGGCCGAAACAUAUUUGUGAAAUGGGUGGUUAUCGAAACAUUGACUUCAUUGUAUGGAUGAGGCCUGUGGCGUACUCUAGUUUCAACAAAAUUUACCGGCAUUUGGACCCAAGCGGGGCAUUUGAAAACGGACUGCCUCCCGGUCGAUACACCCUUUAUAUUGAGAACAAUUGUAAGUUAGUUCUAUCAGUGACAGAUCCUCCGGGCGUAUCGAAACUUUUUUUUGCAACUAUACUCGUUCAGUGGCUUGUUUUUCAGUUUUUAACGAUGGCACGGAGAAGUUCUUCAAAAUCUUACACCCUUCUUGGCUGGGAACUAAAAACAGAUUCUUUUUCCUGGGUUUUUUGUUUCUCGGCGUUAUCUUCCUAUUCGUUGCAAUAUUCUUCUUGGUUUGGUUUGUGUUCUUUACUGCAAAGUGAGUUUUUCCACGAUAAAGUGCGACGAAUUCCAACACGCCUUUCCAGAAAAACGGCAGCAGAGAUUGACUGA
This is a messenger RNA of Caenorhabditis auriculariae, 1989 nucleotides long. The record is from the annotation of a GenBank genome assembly. NCBI's taxonomy places the organism in Eukaryota, Metazoa, Nematoda, Chromadorea, Rhabditida, Rhabditidae.